AAACCACCACCCAGGAGUGUGCGCCUACUACUUGCAUACACGGGGGACCCACGGCGCCUUUUCGUGAUCCUUUCAUCACGUACGAACCCACCGAAGAGCUUUGAGCAUCUCUCGCUCGUGGGUGCAACAUUUCAGUGACUUCACCCGAGAUUCAGGCAAGGCAUACGCGCUUGUUGCCUACGAUAUCAGUGCUCGGGGCGUUCCUUAAGAAGGCGGAGACGCCCAAUAAGCGCCACCGACGCGCCAUGAGGCAACGCCACGCCCUGAGGCUCGCCGCCGCGUUGCUGCUCACCGCGUGCGCCGCCAUGGCGGCCUGGCCCGGGGGCCACGCCAUCGUUUUAUUUGGGGGCGAGCACAUCAAGUCCCGGAAGAGCGGCAAAAAAAAAUAUGCAAGGCUCAACGACGUCUGGGCCUUCUCGGCGCAAACGAGGAACUGGACGAACCUUAUAGCCGACGCCGACGAGCCCCAGAUUCAGGCGGCGGCGGGCCUGCCGGCGUGCCUGGCGAACGACUCCGUGCAGCUGGCCAUCGCCCUGGUCGUGGCCUUCCUCGUGACCGGCGCGGCGCUGCGAGCGCGCUUCCGCCACGACGACGCCUACGACGGGCCGCCGGGCGUCCAGGCGUCGCCCUACGUCGGGGUCGCGUGAGACGUCGCGUCGACGGCACCUAGGCCGCGCUCCGACCCCUAAUAAAAAGUACUCGCAUCGGUG
Molecule: messenger RNA, 710 nt
Organism: Pelagomonas calceolata
Lineage: Eukaryota; Pelagophyceae; Pelagomonadales; Pelagomonadaceae
Source: the annotation of a GenBank genome assembly